This is a messenger RNA of Nicotiana attenuata, 795 nucleotides long. RefSeq lists its product as uncharacterized. The transcript is spliced from 3 exons. The record is from RefSeq and is a predicted model, not a curated record. Lineage: Eukaryota; Viridiplantae; Streptophyta; Magnoliopsida; Solanales; Solanaceae. Bases 1 to 795 code for a protein of 264 amino acids.
AUGGAAUUUGAAACUGACACAAGCCCUUCUAAACUCUGGUUUCCAUCAAAGUCAUCAGAAGGCAUCUUCAUGUCCCAAAGGAAAUAUGCUUUGGAAAUGAUUUCAGAAGCAAGACUCUCAGGGUCAAAGCCCAAGAAGACCCCAAUGGAACAGAAUUUGAAACUUACAAGUAGUCUGAGCCAGUUUAUGCAUGCUCCAAAGAAGUCUCAUUAUGAAGCUGCACUACAUGUUGUGAAGUAUAUUAAGGAUCAACCAGGACUGGGACUUCUAAUGUCCAGCAAAAGUACAGAAAAGGUUCAAGGUUAUUGUGACUCAGAUUGGGAAGCAUGUCCUAUGUCCAGGAAAUCAGUGACAGGAUUUUGUGUCAAACUAGGGAAUUCUCCUAUUUCAUGGAAGGCAAAGAAGCAGUCUACUAUCUCAAGGAGCUCAGCUGAGGCUGAGUACAUGAGUAUGGCUCAUAUAGUGGCAGAGUUGACAUGGUUGAGGGGCUUGCUAAAGGAACUAACAGUUGACAUUAAAGAACCUAUGAAAUUGUUUUGUGAUAACAAAGCUGCCUUACAGAUAGCUGCAAAUCCCAGCUAUCAUGAAAGAACCAAACACAUAGAAAUUGAUUGCCACUUUAUAAGGGUAAAAAUUCAAGAGGGACUAAUCAAGACUGAACACAUAGGGAGCAAUGAUCAACCAGCAGACAUCUUGACAAAAGCUUUGGGACAUCAACAAAAUGCUUUUCUAGUUUCCAAGUUGGGAAUGAAAAACAUUUUCCAUCCUCAACUUGAGGGGGAGUGUGGAAAUUAG